AACGACCUUUACCUAUCUAGAUCUGGAGUGCCCAAAGCAAGAUGAGGGAAGACAAGGCAGGACUGCAGAGUGUGGUCGCACAACAGGAAGAGGCCUAUGAACAGAGAAAGAAAAGUUGGCUGCCUGAUGUGCGCAACACUCCGUGUGCCCGCUCCGCCCUCAUCCAUGGGAUCCUGGGAGGUCUCACUCUUGGACUGCUCUACUUUGCCAAGAGCAGUAUAGUGAGGAGGUCAUGUGACUUGGCUGUCGGAGGGUUUGCAGUAAUGGCGCUGACUAGUUGGGAGGUGUGCAGAUGGAGUAAAGCAAAGAAAAGGGCAGAGGUGAAGAGAACAGUCGCCGUCCUCAAUACACUCACCUCACGUACUACAACAGAUGAUACAAGUCAAGCAGACACAAUCAGAUCAAAAACAUUAUGACAUCAUUAAUUUAUUAUGACAUCAUUAAUUUACUAUUGUCUAUUGUUUGUAUGCAAGUUUCUAUCUGUUUCAAAACAAUGUCCACUUUG
Molecule: messenger RNA, 505 nt
Organism: Halichondria panicea
Lineage: Eukaryota; Metazoa; Porifera; Demospongiae; Suberitida; Halichondriidae
Product: cytochrome c oxidase assembly protein COX20, mitochondrial-like
Exons: 4
Coding region: 42-416 (124 amino acids)
Biological process (GO): mitochondrial respiratory chain complex IV assembly
Cellular component (GO): mitochondrion; mitochondrial inner membrane
Source: RefSeq, a predicted model, not a curated record